ACGGGUCAUCGGUGGGGGUUCCUCUCAUUUAGGGCGGGAAAAAACUUAAAUAAUAGCUAUACAGAGUCUGUAUUACAGACGCCGAAAACCGACUACACAAAUUAAAACUCUAGUGGUUCUGUAUACCAAAAUCCCCUCGGCCAGUGCUUGCAAAAAAACAUAUUACUCAAGUGUGCAAACUGCCAGUCUAAUAUGAGCAAAGCCAAAAAAUUCAUCAUACAAUGAUUUAAAUGAGUAAAAUUCUAUUUUUGUAGAUUUUGGUUUUAAAUAACAUAAAUCAUUCCUCUUUUAUUUUCUUGUUCACCUUUUUUUGUCUGGCCUUUGUUUUCACCCCUAUGCGCACAAGCUUUGCAACACUGGCCCCCAGAUCACUUAACAACACUACCGCCAGCCAACGCUAAUAUCGCAAAAAGUAAUUUUGUGGAGAAAAAAUUGUUUUUCACGUAGAAGAAACUUACAAAAUAAAAUAUCAACAUGCCCAAGGGACGCGUGAGCAAUGUGUGGCAGCACUACGAUAUUAACGAGGAGUGCGAAAACUUUGCGAUAUGCCGCUACUGCGGCAACAAUAUAUCGCGUGGUGGCAUGGCCAGCAAUUUGAAGGGCAACAAUACUACUAAUUUGUGGACGCAUCUGCGGCACAAGCACAGUGACGAGGUUCUGGUUAGUCCGGUGCAGCAGCGCCCUCAAGCCCGGAUGAUCCCGAUCAUAAAGAAAGAGAAAACCGUAAGGAUCACCAAGGCGAAGACGCUGAGGGAGCCACUGCGCGUCGCCAAGCCCAAGAUCGAUUCCAGCACUGCCAAUUAUCUUGGCGAAGCUGGUGCCCUGCCGCAAAAGUGGGAGGAAUACGAGCAGAACGAUGAGAUCAGCGAGGAUAUCAAGGACAUCAUCUACAGCGAGGACCCCCUGUGCUACAGCCCUAUACAUGUGAUGGAGGAUGAGGGCUUGGAGCAGGGCGAGAAACAGGUCACAGUGCUGAGCCACACGGGUGCAUCAGCCUCCGGCGGGAGCAGCAGACCUAGUGCGGCGAUCCCGGUCGUCCAGGCCACCGUGUUGGCUUCCACUUCCAACAACAACUCGGCCAAGCAGCUGAAGAACAAUCUGGAGACGUCCAUCGAUCGGCUGACCACCGUUAGCGAGCAGCUCGGUUAUAUCAUCCAACAGAAUCACGAAGAGCAUACCAAGGACGAUGACUACUACUUCGCUUUGAGCUUGGUGCCCGUCAUGCGUCAUUUGUCGCUCAAUCGCAAGAUGUACGUGCGCUCCAAGAUCCAGGAGAUACUGUUCAAGGAGAGCGAGGACUCGGCGCCAGCCAAGGAUGAGUAGGCGGCAGCCUAGUAAACUUACCCAAGGGAUUAAGAAAACGGAGAAAGGAACGGAAACAAAAGGGCAUCUGCAUGCCGCUGACUAGGUUUAAUAUCUAUACAUAUGUAUGUUAUGUAUCCAUUUAUUUUAUGCUCUUUUACCAAGUGCAAAUUAUUCAAUUUAUUUCCACAAUUAAAUUACCUAGAACUCAAAAACGAAAUAAAAAUGUACGACAUAGUAAGAACAAA
This is a messenger RNA of Drosophila ficusphila, 1550 nucleotides long. RefSeq lists its product as uncharacterized. The coding region runs from base 475 to 1323 and encodes 282 amino acids. The record is from RefSeq and is a predicted model, not a curated record. Lineage: Eukaryota; Metazoa; Arthropoda; Insecta; Diptera; Drosophilidae. The transcript is spliced from 2 exons. Gene Ontology annotation, molecular function: DNA binding.